UUACAUAUAAGUGCAUCUAGGGCGAGGCAUCAGUAUGGCAGCAAUACCGACCACCUACAAUGAGAAGGAGAAUACGUGGUGUGGAGCCAAGCGGAGCUCCAUCUAUGACUAUAAUAUAUCUGUGGGCAAGGUCAUCUUCAAUACCAUGAAGAAUUGGCCCAAAAACGUGUGUCAGAUUAACGACAUCGAUGGCGUCACUGUGACCAAUGAGCAGGGCAUCACCUGGGCCGUGCGCAUUGCGCAGUACCUGAAAAAUUGUGGCCUCAACCACAAGGACGUGAUUGGGAUCGCUGCUAAAAAUACCACCUACGUCAUGCCUUUGGGCGUGGCCUGCCUCAUGAAUGGCACGCCAUUCCAUUCGGUGAAUCCCUUGCUCGACGAAGCCACCGUUAAUUACGUCUUUGCAAUAACGAAGCCGAUGCUAAUAUUCUGUGAUGGUGCCGAUUACCAGAAAAUUCGCGCGGCUACGCUAGGCUGGCAUCCAGAGAUAUACACUUUGAGCGAUCCCAUUGAGGGCGUGCCCAAUAUAGAGACUCUGUUGGAUCCAACUACCACCGAAAUGUUCUAUCAACCGGAGCCUUUGAAGACUGGCGGCGAUCAAACCGUGGCCAUCUUGUGCUCCUCGGGCACCACAGGCUUGCCCAAAGCCGUUUGCAUUUCGAAUAGUAUUUUAAUACAGGAUAGCUUGCUCGUGACUAGCGAAUCGGUGAUCUUUGUGGCCAGCUCGCUGGACUGGCUAACUGGGCUGUUGGCCUUCGUCUUCAGCACUGUGUUCGGCUGCACUCGCAUCAUAACUAACCGACCCUUUGAGCCGUCCUACUUUGUGGAGCUGGUCCAGAAGUACAAGAUCAACUAUGCCGUGGUGCCGCCCAGGCAUCUGUCUGCCCUGGUCACCUGUCCACAGGCCACGCCAGAAGCACUACAGCCGUUGCGUAUGCUGAAUUACGGCGGAGGCUUGGUAUCCCUAACCACACUGCAGCGUGCCCAGGAGAUAUGCAAGUCGGCCAUGUUCAAUUCGGGCUACGGCAUGACCGAGGUGGGUGCCAUAACAGUGAACAUUGGCAUUAGCAAUACCGCCUCAGCGGGCCGGCUCCUGCCGGGCAUCAAAAUUCGCAUUGUCGACGAAGACGGCAAGAGCCUAGGCUAUAACCAGGUGGGCGAAAUCUAUGUGCACACGGGACAGGCCUGGAACGGCUAUUACGGCAAUCCCGUCGAGACGCGACGUAUGCAGGAUUUCGAAGGCUGGUUCCAUACUGGCGACCUGGGCUACUUUGAUGAGCAGAACUUCCUGUACAUUGUUGAUCGGAAAAAGGAGAUCCUCAAGUACCAGGGACUGCACUACUGGCCCACCGAAAUCGAGGGCAUCAUUGCGGAGCUGCACCAGGUGCAGGACGUUUGUGUCGUUGGCAUCUACGACGAGCGUUCAGGCGAUGCCGCUGGCGCUCUGAUUGUCAAGCGUGCAGGCUGCGAAAUCAGCGCCAAGGAGGUGAUUGAUCAUGUGGCCAAGCGCCUGACGGGCAUGCAGAAGCAGCUGCGCGCUGGAGUACGAUUUGUGGAUAAGCUGCCGGCCAACGUGAACGGGAAGACUAUGCGCAAGAGCGCGAAGGAGGUGUUUCUUGCUCAGCCCAACUGAGCCAAUGAACAAAUAUUCACCUGAAUUGUAUAUUUUACGUUAUGAGAAAGAGUACUUGAGAGCCGGCUGAUAAGGGGCUUAACAUGAAUGAACACAAACAAACAGA
This is a messenger RNA of Drosophila mojavensis, 1739 nucleotides long. RefSeq names its product 4-coumarate--CoA ligase 2. NCBI's taxonomy places the organism in Eukaryota, Metazoa, Arthropoda, Insecta, Diptera, Drosophilidae. Gene Ontology annotation, biological process: long-chain fatty acid metabolic process; fatty-acyl-CoA biosynthetic process. The transcript is spliced from 5 exons. The coding region runs from base 35 to 1633 and encodes 532 amino acids. Gene Ontology annotation, molecular function: long-chain fatty acid-CoA ligase activity. The record is from RefSeq and is a predicted model, not a curated record.